This is a messenger RNA of Polyodon spathula (Mississippi paddlefish), 2849 nucleotides long. RefSeq names its product kelch-like family member 15 (gene klhl15). The record is from RefSeq and is a predicted model, not a curated record. Gene Ontology annotation, biological process: nuclear protein quality control by the ubiquitin-proteasome system; protein ubiquitination. Gene Ontology annotation, molecular function: protein binding. Gene Ontology annotation, cellular component: Cul3-RING ubiquitin ligase complex; nucleus. The transcript has 3 exons. Bases 447 to 2261 code for a protein of 604 amino acids. Lineage: Eukaryota; Metazoa; Chordata; Actinopteri; Acipenseriformes; Polyodontidae.
GCGGAGGUGUAUAGACCAAUAACGAGGCUGAGCAUGCCUGGGAUAAUGAAAUGAAAAGGACUCGGACUAGCUCGCAGCGCGUUAAGCACUCCCCUUGCCCUCUGGCGCCUCGUGUAACCAGCGUGGGGGCGCGUCUGUGCGGGACCGGGCUGCUUCAGCGGGAGCACCGGGUGUGACGUCAGUGCAGUCCAGAAUAUGGCGUCUGUGAUGGCUUUGAAGGGAGGAAAGAAACAAAUAUGGGCCACCGGGCUGAAGAGGGAUUCUAAUACGUUUCUGUAAAGUCAGACGCGGUGAAACGCGUGCGAGGUGUGGUUAAAAAGAAGCAAAAAGCAAAAAAAGAACGAGCUCUGGGUUCGGAAAUGCACCCUUAAAAUCCAUGACAAACGAAGAAGCAGCUCUCUCGCUGAAGAGGAGUUUAGUGCGGCCGCCGCUAAGACAGGUCAUUAAUGGCAGGGGACGUGGAAGUGUUUAACUCCUCGGUUCAUGACACUAGCGUCUCGUCGGGCUUCAGGGCGCUGUACGAGGAGAGGCUGCUUCUCGACGUCACCCUUGUCAUUGAGGACCACCACUUCCAGGCUCACAAAGCCCUGCUGGCCACGCAGAGCGACUACUUCCGCAUCAUGUUCACAGCCGACAUGCGGGAGCGCGACCAGGACAAGAUCCACCUGAAGGGGCUGACGGCCACAGGCUUCAGCCGCGUGCUACAGUUCAUGUACUACGGCACCAUCGAGCUGGGCAUGGCCACGGUCCACGAGAUCCUGCAGGCCGCCAUGUACGUGCAGCUCACAGAGGUGGUUGAGUUCAGCUGCUCCUUCCUUCUGGCCAAGAUCUGCCUGGACAACUGCGCCGAGAUCAUGCGGCUGCUGGACGACUUCAGCGUGAACAUCGAGGGCGUGAGGGAGCAGCUCGACGCCUUCCUGCUGGAGAACUUCGCUCCGCUCAUGACCCGGCCGGACUUCCUGUCCUACCUGAGCUUUGAGAAGCUGAUGGCGUACCUGGACAAUGACCAGCUGAGCCGCUUCCCCGAGAUCGAGCUGUACGAGGCCGUGCAGGCCUGGCUCAGGCACGACCGCCGCCGCUGGAGACACACGGACUCCAUCAUCCAGAACGUGCGCUUCUGCCUCAUGACACCUUCCAACGUCUUCGAGAAGGUAAAGACAUCUGAGUUUUACCGCUACUCCAGGCAGCUCCGGCACGAGGUGGACCAGGCCCUGAACUAUUUCCACAGCAUCAACCAGCAGCCUCUGAUGGAGAUGAAGUCAAACCGCAUCCGCUCCCUGAAGCCCCAGACGGCCGUGUUCCGGGGCAUGAUCGGCCACAGCAUGGUGAACAGCAAGAUCUUGCUGCUGCACAAGCCCAAGGUGUGGUGGGAGCUGGAGGGGCCACAGGUGCCCCUGAGGCCGGACUGCCUGGCCAUUGUCAACAACUUUGUGUUCCUGCUGGGCGGCGAGGAGCUGGGCCCGGACGGGGAGUUCCAUGCCUCCUCGAAGGUGUUCCGCUACGACCCACGGCAGAACUCCUGGUUGAGGAUGACCGACAUGUCUGUGCCACGCUCAGAGUUCGCGGUGGGCGUGAUCGGGAAGUUCAUCUACGCGGUGGCGGGCCGGACGCGGGACGAGACCUUCUACUCCACAGAGCGCUACGACAUCACGGAGGACAAGUGGGAGUUUGUGGACCCGUAUCCCGUCAACAAGUACGGCCACGAGGGCACCGUGCUCAACAGCAAACUGUACAUCACCGGGGGCAUCACCUCCUCCUCCACCUCCAAGCAGGUGUGCGUGUUCGACCCCAGCAAGGAGGCAGCCCUGGAGCAUCGUACCCGGCGGACACAGGUGCUCACGAACUGCUGGGAGAACAAGUCCAAAAUGAACUAUGCCCGCUGCUUCCACAAAAUGAUCUCCUACAACGGGAAGCUGUAUGUCUUCGGAGGGGUUUGCGUCAUCCUUCGUGCCUCCUUCGAGUCCCAGGGCUGCCCCUCCACGGAGGUCUACAAUCCAGAAACCGAUGAGUGGACCAUCUUGGCAUCCAUGCCUAUUGGGAGGAGCGGGCACGGGGUGGCGGUGCUAGACAGGCAGAUCAUGGUUCUGGGGGGGCUGUGUUACAACGGCCAUUACAGCGACUCCAUCCUUACGUUUGACCCCGAGGACAACAAGUGGAAAGAGGACGAGUACCCGCGGAUGCCUUGUAAGCUGGACGGCUUGCAGGUGUGCAGCCUGCACUUUCCAGAUUAUGUACUGGAACACAUGCGGCGUUGUAGCUGAGAACUAGUGUCCUUGCUUUCACUGUAGCGCUUCAAGGCAUUAACAACAACGAAAAAAAAACAAACAGUGAGAAGAUAUCGUUUACAGUGAAAUCGUUUUAUGUUCUCAAAGACUGAAGUGCUCACUGGGUAGAUGAAAAUGCUAGGAAAUUCAAAAUGUUAUGUUUGGAAUGUUAUUAUUGUGGGGGAUGAAGUCUGCAUUUUAUUUUCACAAACAAAGCAGGAAUAUUCAGUUAAAUAUCCAUCCAGCUUUCUUCAGGUGCAGAGGUAUCUAAAGUUACAGUUUAAGGAAUAUCAGCCUAGUAUAGUCACAGUCUUAUCAAAAAAUCAGAGUGGGAAUUAAUUUGUGUUUUCCUUGGGCAUACAUUAGCCCUUUCUGUAAUCGAAUAUUUGAGUAUAUUUAAACAGGGCUCUGUGAAUGGCCACUAAUGUUUGCAGCAGAUCUGUAAUAAUUCUGACAGCACACUUGCCUUCAAGAAUAAGACUUGAUGGCAAAGGAGCAAAUUACAAAUACACCUGACCCCCACACUAUCUAUAUAUCUAUAUAUAUAUAUAUAUAUAUAUAUGUGUGUGUGUGUGUGUGUGUGUG